Molecule: messenger RNA, 1680 nt
Organism: Chelonoidis abingdonii (Abingdon island giant tortoise)
Lineage: Eukaryota; Metazoa; Chordata; Testudines; Testudinidae
Source: RefSeq, a predicted model, not a curated record
GAGUAACAACCCAUCAUGACCAAAGACGACUCAGCCGAGCUUCCCUCCGAGGAGGCGCGCCAGCCGCUGGAGUUCCAGAGCCCCGUCCUGGAGCGGAGGAAGAAACCCAUCGUCUAUCCCUCCGCCCCUGCACCCUUGCCCAAGGACUAUGCUUUCACUUUCUUUGACCCGAAUGAUCCGGCUUGCCAAGAAAUCCUCUAUGACCCAAAGACCACGGUCCCGGAGCUGUUUGCCAUCAUCCGUCAGUGGGUCCCCCAGGUGCAACAUAAGAUUGAUGUCAUAGGCAGUGAGAUCCUGAAGCGCGGUUGCCAUGUGAACGACCGGGAUGGCUUGACCGACAUGACGCUGCUUCAUUACGCCUGCAAAGCCGGGGCUCAUGGCGUUGGCGAUCCUGCUGCUGCCGUCCGCCUCUCCAAGCAGCUGCUGGCCCUGGGGGUGGACGUGACCCUGCGUAGCCGCUGGACCAACAUGAACGCGCUGCAUUAUGCCGCCUACUUCGACGUGCCUGAGCUCAUCCGCAUCCUGCUCAAAGAGUCCAAGCCCAAAGUGCUCAACUCGACCUGCAGCGACUUCAACCACGGCACGGCCCUGCACAUUGCUGCCUCCAACCUGUGCCUGGGGGCUGUGAAGUGUCUGCUGGAGCACGGAGCCAACCCUGCUGUCAGGAACAGCAAAGGGCAGGUGCCGGCCGAUGUGGUGCCCGACCCCAUGGACAUGACGCUGGACAAGGCCGAGGCCGCCAUGGUCGCCAAGGAGCUCAAGCAGCUGCUGCUGGACGCCGUCCCUCUGAGCUGCAACCUGCCCAAGGUCACGCUGCCCAACUACGACAACAUCCCCGGCAACCUGAUGCUCACCUCCCUGGGCCUCAAGCUGGGAGAGCGUGUGGUGGUGGACGGACAGAAGCUGGGCACCCUGCGUUUCUGCGGCACGACGGAGUUCGCGAGUGGCCAGUGGAUCGGGGUGGAGCUGGACGAGCCAGAGGGCAAGAAUGAUGGAAGCGUUGGAGGAAUACGCUACUUCAUUUGCCCUCCGAAGCAAGGGGUUUUUGCCUCUGUGUCUAAAAUCGCCAAAGCCACAGACCAGCUGCCAUCAUCGGUGACUUCCACCCCAAAAACCCCCCGCAUGGACUUCUCCCGCAUGACCGGGAAGGGCCGGAAGGACAAGAAAGCGCUCAGGAAGAAGUCUCCCUCUGUGGGCAGCCUGGACCGAGAAGGGCUGAAGAUCGAGAUCGGGGACCAGGUGCUGGUGGCGGGGCAGAAGCAGGGCAUCAUCCGGUUCUAUGGCAAGACGGACUUUGCGCCGGGUUACUGGUUCGGCAUCGAACUCGACAAGCCCACGGGGAAACACGAUGGCUCGGUCUUUGGGGUCCGGUAUUUCACCUGCUCCCCUAAACAUGGAGUCUUUGCCCCACCUUCCAGGGUCCAGAGGAUCGGCGGCCCCAAAGACUCCCAGGGAGAUAGCAGUUCAGUGAAGAAGGUGCACCAAGUCACUAUGUCACAGCCAAAGCGCAACUGCACAGCAGUCAGGACCCCAAAAGACAUCACGUCAGAAAACUCCAUCUCUAGAUUACUCUUCUGCUGCUGGUUCCCCUGGAUGCUGCGUGCAGAGAUGCAGUCCUAAGGCCUCGGCGCACGCCUCUCCCAUCCUCCGCUCUGUCCUCUGUUCUCCAACUAACCGAAA